This is a messenger RNA of Naumovozyma dairenensis CBS 421, 1476 nucleotides long. It is a transcript of the gene SAM50, whose product is annotated as SAM complex subunit SAM50. The coding region runs from base 1 to 1476 and encodes 491 amino acids. The transcript has a single exon. The record is from RefSeq and is a predicted model, not a curated record. NCBI's taxonomy places the organism in Eukaryota, Fungi, Ascomycota, Saccharomycetes, Saccharomycetales, Saccharomycetaceae. Gene Ontology annotation, cellular component: SAM complex; outer membrane. Gene Ontology annotation, biological process: protein insertion into mitochondrial outer membrane.
AUGACAACAAAUACUAUAACUUCAGAAAUUCAUGAACAACAUAUUGAAAACUUACUUCGAGAAAAUGAAAAUUUACCUAUAAAAGUUACAGAAAUAAAUACUUUAGGAGCAAAUCAAAUAAAUCCAUCAACUUUCCAAUCUCAUUUGGAUGCAACCAUAUUGAAAGCCCAAACAUUGACAGAAUUAUCUCUACAGACACAAAUAUUAAAUAAUAAACUGAUAUCAAAUGGUCUUAUCAAAGAUAUUUAUCAAAAUUACGAUUCAUUGGGUAAACUCCCCUCCUCUGAUAUAACCAAGUCUCAUCCAUUAUUAAAUAUUAUAUCAAAUAUUAAUGUCUUACCAAUUAACAAAUUUAUGGCAAGGACUGGUACAAAUGUAGGGAAUGGUGAAGGGGAUGGAUACCUUGAAUUUCAAAUUAGAAAUAUGUUUGGGAAUGGUGAAUCAUUAAAAUUUAAUAUUAUGAAAGGUACAAAAAUUCAAUCCUCUUAUUUAUUAAACUAUUCAAGUUUAUUAUUACCAAACAAGACACCAUUUUGGAACAUGAAUAUAGAUUUAUUUAAAAAUGUCUCUCAAUUAGGUCAAAAUUUACCCUUAGAAUUAGAUAUGUUAGGUGGUAAAUUCUCAAUUAGAAGUUCAUUCAUUACACCAUCAAGACACACCCCGGAUAAAAGAGGACUAUGGAAUUAUGAGUUCUUCAUGCAAAGUGUAAUUCGAUCUUGUGGGAAUACAUCCUUGAACAAUACUUCAAAUUCUUUGUUAUUCCAAACAGGGGAAGAUUGGAAAAAUAGUCUUGGUUCUAAUUUCGUGUGGGAUUCAAGGAAUAAUAGUGUUUUAGAUCCCAACGCAUUCCCUUCCAACGGUCAAUUAUUUAAAUGGUUUAAUGAAUUGAAUUUCAUCGGUAAUAGAAGUAGUACAGCCAACGGUGGUCCAUUUUGGAAGAACCAAUUGGAAUUUACACAAAUAAGAAGUUGGCUACCAAACGAUUUUAUAACAAUGAACUGUACAUUCAGAACAGGUUAUAUCAAACAAUUACUCACAAAAAACGAGGUGCAAAAGGGCUCAAGCUCAUUUCUUCACAUAAGUGAUAAAUUCCAAAAUGGUGGUCCAAAUGAUAUUCGUAGUUUCCAAACAAUGGGAUUAGGACCAAAGGAUAUAUUUAAUUCAAUUGGUGGAGAUGCGUUUGUAUCAUAUGGAAUAAGUAUAUUUUCAAAGUUACCCAUAAAAGAUUGGUCCAAAUCCAAUUUUAGACUACAUUGGUUUUUGAAUGGUGGGAAAUUAAUAAAUCACAAUGGCAUGUCAAUUAAUAAUUGUUUCACGGAUUUGUCAAGACAACAUUCCAUUUCAACGGGGGUUGGAAUCUUAUUAAGACAUCCCAUGGCAAGAUUCGAAUUGAAUUUUUCAGUCCCUUUAACUAUUCAUCAAGGGGAUGACGUAAGAAAGGGUUUCCAAUUCGGUGUAGGUUUAUCAUUCUUAUAA